AGGUAGGCAUGUGAUAGUACUGUUAAUUUGACCACUCAUACAAUUUGUGUGUAGAUAUUCAGUUUUGUUUCAGGAAUUCGUUUUAAUUGAAUUAAUUUGGCAUUUUACCAGCUGGCCAGUGGCAUUUGACAUUGGCUUUGGACACAAUAUGUCAUUGACAGUCAAGUGUUACUUGGAGAAGAAGGAUGGAGAUACAGACAAUCAUAUCAAUGAAAUAAGACGAUUUAACAUUACUGAAGAUACAGUUGGCAGCUUCUUAUAUCUUAAUGGAAAAAUUGCAACGAUUUUUCCAUCUCUGAGGGACGGACACUUUUCUUUAUACUGGAAAGAUUCAGAUGGAGACCUGGUUUUGUUUUCGACUGAUGAAGAACUGUUGGAGGCGCUGGGAUUUAUAUCUGACUCUCUCUUGAAGAUCUACAUCAAAACAAAUGAAACUGCCAGUAGUACUAGCACAGUGCAACAAACACAAGAAGCCCAUGGCAAGGUACAUCAAGGUGUUAUAUGUGAUGGAUGUAAUGGUUUAGUGAAGGGAAUCCGGUACAAGUGUAUGGAAUGUGACGACUAUGACCUUUGUACUGUCUGUGAACAGAAGGGAACUCAUCCGGAGCAUAAUAUGAUGAAGAUAAACAAACCUAGCCGUGCUCCAUUUUAUGCAGUUCCACCACAUAGAGGUCAUGGAAUGCAUCGACAUGGUCGUUUUGCGAGCCCAGGAGGUCAUGGAGAGUUUGCCCCUCCACCCCAUUUUCGACGUUGGAUGAGACGGUUUAUGAGACGUUGGCAUAGUGAGAACACGCCAGGUUGUCCAAUGGAACAAGACUCCCCAGAUGACGAGCUCUCACCACCAGAGGGUUCUCCGUAUAUGUGUCCUGCUGUUUCUCCCAGGAAUGGAGCACGAGGGCGGGGACAGUGGCGAAAUAGGAGCAUGGGUUCACCCGGAAAAUGUUCACCCAGAAAAUUUUCACCGUCAAAAUGUUCACCCAGAUCUGAACAGGCUGCCAAGAAUGACUCUGCUAGUACAAAGAAAGAUGAAGUGGUUAUAGAUCUUACAGCUGGCAAUGACAAGGAAGCAGAAAGGUCAAAUGAAGGUCAGAAUGUUACAGCAGAAGAGAGUUCUACAGAAGAAAUAACAAGUGCUACAGAGAAGAUUGUGCUUGAUGACCCUUGUGAGCAGAUUGUGGUGGAUGACCCCAGUCAGGACGUUGUUCAAGCUGAUCCAAGCCAGGAACCAGCUGUUUGUGAGUUUGAGAAUGACAGACAACCACCAGAACCAGCCAGACUGGACAUUCAGCAUGAUAACAGAGACAGAAGGACUGAAGAGGGUGAUAACUCCUGGCUUCUGCUUAAUGUAGCCCCUAAUGGUGGCCCAGAACUAGCCCCAGCAAGUGAGCCACAUCCACCUAGUCCAGUACAGUCAGCCCCAGUGCAGGAACCUGCUGAACAAGGUGCUGGUCAAGCCGUCACUACAUCAGGCACACGGACUGGUUCUACCAAGGCACAAAGCGGCACAACUCGCACACAGACUGUGCAGUUUCAGAUACCUCCACAGAUCUUCUAUCCACCAUCUAAUCCGAGGGUGGCUGAAGCUCUUCAGCAGAUGAUGGCGAUGGGUUUCAACAAUGAUGGCGGUUGGUUAACAAGACUUCUCGAAGACAAGAAUGGAGACAUCAUUCAGGUACUAGAUGCUAUCAAGCCCCAGCCUGGACGUGCACGUGAAACAAACGGAGGAUAUAUGGCUUAAUGGAUGUCUGGCUGUAGCUGCUUGUUACAGGUGCAUACAUGAAGAACAGAAAGAUUUACCCCACACAGAAAAUAGUGAAUGCAGAAUUGAUUACUUUUGCUUUUUAGCUUGACAUUCAUAAGUACAGUGUUAUAGGGGUUGGUAAAUUUUUUAGUUAUAAUAAUCUGUUAUGGAUGCUAUUGGUUUUAUCACAUUGUUAUAUUUUAUAUUGCAUGCUUUUCUUGUAUUUAAUUUUGUAUUUGAGUUAAUAUUAACAAUCCUUAGGCUUAUUCUUUGUUUUGUUUUUGAUGUCUUUCUUCUGGUUCUUGCUAAGAUAUAUUAAGAUUAUACUUUCUCUUUAAGAAAGGGCAUUUAUUUUAUUUUUGCUAUUAUAUGGUGAUUAGAUUAUUUGUUAUAUUAUUUUGUAACUGUAAAAAUAUUUUGAUGCAGUCAUUUUAAGCAUUUCUGUAUUUUGGAAAAAUGUCAUUUUUUAAUCAGAUUUUUAACCAAUUAUUUGUAUUUUUUCUUUAACAACCUUAAAUUACUUUCUGCCUUAUUUAGCUCUGCUAGAAGGUAAUUUGAAUUUGAGCAGUGUUUAAAAUUUUGGGAGGUCAAUAUGCAGAGUUCUAGUUUGAAGUUCUAAUAGUGGUCAAAACCAGAAUUUAUUUUCCUUGUGAAGUUUUAGAAGCAUCAGGUUUAAUCCUUUUAGCAAAUUUGAACAGAAAAAAAUCAGUUAUUUUCCUAAAGAAGUAUUUUUGUAAUAAAAUAAAAGAAACAAUUUCAAGGUCUCCAACAUUUGUUUAUGUGUUUCCAUUUUCAGGUGUUCCACGAUGGGCGGGGUUCAGUGUAAAUGUGUAUUUGAACACGCCUUUUGUAAGAUAUUUUCAAUAAGUAGCUUUGCAAAGUAAACAAAAAAUGUACAUGUGCACAUCUGAAGGUAUACCUCACAAUAUAAUUAGUAGAAAGCAGUGUCUAUAAAAUGCUGAAAUCAUAAAUCUUAUAUUUGUCAGUUUAUAUUGCAUGAGUAUGGUAAAAAGUACAUUUAAACUUCUUUUGCAUUAAUGUUAUUACCGGUAUGUGUGACUAAAACACUAAGAGAUUUUUCUAGCUCAUUUUAACUUUGUUUGUAGAUUUGUGCAAAUGGUUCCUCUUGCUCCCUUUAGGGGCCACAGAUUUGGAAAAAGAAACAGUUUUUAACAACUUCUUCAAAUGAAAUGCUUGAUUGAUCGUUACAAAACUUGGCCUGUAGCAUCUGUGUGUGAGCCACUCUCAAGUUUUUUCAAAUGCUUUCACCUUACCCCAUCUUUUAGACCCACAUAACUGAAAAUAGAGAAAAAAACACUAAAUAACUCAGUCUUCUCAUGAACAAUUUGAUACAUAUUCACCAGACUUAGUCCUUAGCACCAUUGUAUAUACCUCUCUGAAGUUUGAUCAGUUGGUUUUGCUCUGUACUUUUUGCCGAGGAAAAAAAAAUUUUCAGUAUAUGAAUAAACUAUUUCAUGUGUCUAGUAAUUCAAUAUUUGUUUUACUAAUGACAUUAUAGAAUUUCAGACUUUAAGGGAUUUUAUGUAAUUCUAAAAGAUUUUUUACUGGGACUGCUGUGAUUAUUACUUUUUUUUAGGUGAGUUUUUCUGAUCACUCAAUGUCCGUCAUCUGUCGUCUGUCUGUCUGUCAUCUGUCAACAUUUAGCUUGUGUAUGCGAUAAAGGCUGUAUUUUUCAACUGAUCUUCAUGAAAUUUGGUCAGAAUGAUCACCUUGAUGAAAUCUAGACCGAGUUCGAAAAUGGGUCAUCUGGGUUCAAAAACUAGGUCAAAUCAAAGAAACACCUUGUGUAUGCUAUAAAGGCUGUAUUUUUCAAUUAAUCUUCAUGAAUUUUGGUCAGAAUGAUGACCUUGAUAAAAUCUAGGCCGAAUUCGAAAAUGGGUCAUCUGGGGUCAAAAACUAGGUCAAAUCAAAGAAAAACCUUGUGUAUGCGAUAGAGGCUGUAUUUUUCAAUUAAUCUUCAUGAAUUUUGGUCAGAAUGAUUACCUUGAUGAAAUCUAGGCCGAGUUUGGAAAUAGGUCAUCUUGGUCAAAAACUAGGUCACUAGGUCAAAUCAAAGAAAAACCUUGUGUAUGCGAUAGAGGCUGUAUUUUUCAAUUAAACUUCAUGAAUUUUGGUCAGAAUGAUUGCCUUGAUGAAAUCUAGGUCAAGUUUGAAUAUGGGUCAUCUGGGGUCAAAAAGUAGGUCACUAGGUCAAAUCAAAGGAAAAGCUUGUAUAUGCGAUAGAGGCUGUAUUUUUCAAUUGAUUUUCCUGAAAUCAAGUCAAAAUGAUAACCUUAAUAAAAUCUAGGCCAAGUUUGAAAAUGGGUGGUUUGGGGUCAAAAAGUAGGUCACUAGGUCAAAUCAAAGAAAUACCUUGUGUAUGCGAUAGAGGCUGUAUUUAUGUCUCCCACCACAAAGUGGUGUGGGAGACAUAUUGAUUUACUCCAGUCUGUCUGUGUGUGUGUCUGUCAUAAAGCUUGUCCGCACUCUAAGUCAAACAUUUCUCAUCAGCUUUUCACCAAACUUGAACAAAAUGUGUUUGACCAUAAGACCUCAGCCAAGUUCGAUAACUAGCCAAAUUGGUCCAGGCGUCUUGGAGUUAUGGCCCUUGAAUUACCAAAAAUCGGUCUUUUUACUCUUGUCCGCACUCUAAUUCGAAUAUUUCUCAUCCAAUCUUCACCAACCUUAAACAAAAUGUGUUUGACCAUGAGAUCUCGGCCAAGUUCGAUAACUAGCCAAAUCGGUCCAGGCAUUUUGGAGUUACGGCCCUUGAAUUAUCAAAAAAUUGGCCUUUUUACUCAUGUCUGCACUCUUAAUCAAACAUUUCUCAUCCGAUCUUCACCAAACUUGAACAAAAUGUGUUUGACCAUGAGACCUCGGCCAAGUUCGAUAACUAGCCAAAGCUGCCCAGGCAUUUUGGAGUUAUGGCCCUUAAAUUAUCGAAAAAUCGGCCUUUUUACUCUUGUCCGCACUCUAAGUCAAACAUUUCUCAUCCGAUCUUCACCAAACUUGAACAAAAUGUGUUUGACCAUGAGACCUCAGCCAAGUUCGAUAACUAGCCAAAUCGGUCCAGGCAUUUUAGAGGUACGGCCCUUGAAUUACCGAAAAAAUCCGUCUGUUUACUCUUGUCCGCUCUCUAAGUCAAACAUUUCUCAUCCGAUCUUCACCAAACUUGAACAAAAUGUGUGAUAACUAGCCAAAUCCGCCCAGGCACUUUUGAUUUAUGGCCCUUGAAUUACUGAUUGGAUCCACUCAUCCAGACCAUCUAAUUGGAUCCACUCGUCUAAAACAUCUAGAGAAACUAACAUUUUUCAUAGGGGCAGUUGUGGGAGACAUGUGCUUUUCUCAAAAGCAUCUCUAGUUUUCAAUUGAUCUUCAUAAAAUUUGGCCAGAGUGAUUGCAUUAAACGAAAUCUAGGUCAAGUUUGAAUAUGGGUCAUCUGGGGUCAAAAAUUAGGUCACUAGGUGAAAUCAAAGAAAAACUUUGUGUAUGCGAUAGAGGCUAUAUUUUUCAAUUGAUCUUCCUGAAAUUUAGUCAGAAUGAUUGCCUUGAUGAAGUUUAGGUCAAGUUUGAAUAUGGGUCAUCUUGGAUCAAAAAGUAGCUAGGUCAAGUUUGAAUAUGGGUCAUCUUGGAUCAAAAAGUAGGUCACUAGGUCAAAUCAAAGAAAAACAUUGUGUAUGAGAUAGAGGCUGUAUUUUUCAAUUGAUCUUCAUGAACUUUGGUCAGAAUGAUAGCCUUGAUGAAAUCUAAAUUGAGUUUGAUUAUGGGUCAUCUGGGGUCAAAAAGUAGGUCACUAGGUCAAAUCAAAGAAAACCCUUCUGUAUGCGAUAGUGGCUGUAUUUUUCAAUUAGUCUUCAUGAAAUUUGGUCAGAAUGAUGGCCUUGAUGAAAUCUAAGUUGAGUUUGAUUAUGGAUCAUCUGGAAUCAAAAAGUAGGUCACUAGGUCAAAUCAACGAAAAUCCUUCUGUAUGUGAUAGUGGCUGUAUUUUUCAAUUGAUCUUCAUGAAAUUUGGUCAGAAUGAUUGCCUUGAUAAAAUCUAAGUUGAGUUUGAUUAUGGGUCAUCUGGGGUCAAAAAGUAGGUCACUAGGUCAAAUCAAAGAAAACCCUUCUGUAUGAGAUAGAGGCUGUAUUUUUCAAUUAAUCUUCAUGAAAUUUGGUCAGAAUGAUUGCCUUGAUGAAAUCUAGGUCAAGAUUGAAUAUGGGUCAUCUGGGUCAAAAAGUAGGUCACUAGGUCAAAUCAAAGAAAAACCUUGUGUAUGCGAUAGAGGCUGUAUUUUUCAACUGAUCUUCAUGAAAUUUUGUCAGAAUGAUAGCCUUGAUGAAAUCUAGGCCAAGUUCGAAUAUGGGUCAUCUGGGUUUAAAAACUAGGUCACUAGGUCAGAUCAAGGAAAAACUUUGUGUGUGCAUAAGGGGCUACAUUUUACACUGGAUUUUCAUAAAAUUUGGUCAGAAUGAUUGCCUUGAUGAAAUCUAGGUCAAGUUGGAAGAUGGGUAGUCUGGGGUUAAAAACUAGGUCACUAGGUAAAUCAAAGAAAAACCUUAUGUAUGCGAUAGAGGCUGUAUUUUUCAAUUCAUCUUUAUGAAAUUUGGUCAGAAUGUUAGCCUUGAUGAAAUCUAGGUCAAGUUCAUAUAUGGGUCAUCUGGGAUCAAAAACUAGGUCACUAGGACAAAUCAAAGAAAAUACUUACUUAUACUCAAGAUUUUUUGCUUCAAUUUUAAUGAUAAUUGGUCAGAAUAUUUUUUCCCAUGAAAUCACUAGGUCAAACAUGUUUACACUGUUAUGGUGUGUUUCUCAGGUGAGCGACCUAGGGCCAUCUUGGCCCUCUUGUUUUUUAUUUAUUUAUAUAAUGUGUAUCUUGCUUUCUUUCCAUCUGUGAACAAUUAAUAGUUUUGCCAAUAUUAUUUUACUGUUUUUCAUGUAAAGUUUUGAUGGUUUUACUCAUAAUUAGUUGAAACUGCUAUAAAUGUGUUGUGUUAAGAGUUUUUGAAGAAUCUGUCAAAUAAAAUGAUAAAAAGACACAUUCAAUACAUUUCUUUGAUUUUUGAGUCGGCUAAAGGCUGAAAGCCUUUUGACGAGUCCUUGCUAUCCAACGAUUCUCUAAACGGACCGAAUAACAUGUGAAGGGAUGUAGUUCCAUUAGAUUUCUCAAAUUUCAAACAGUUCACUGCAUGAAUAAAUUAAGUUGUGUCAAUUCCCUUUGCUAUGACCAAUAUACGAUGUAAUCUGUCAUAUUUAUGACUUGUAAUUGUGCAAUUCUCGAAUGUAACUCAUUAAGCAUAAAUGUGCAUUUUAAGAAUUGCGCAGGCUUACAGAUCUUGGGUAACAUCCAGCGAAAGACAAAAAAUAGUUCCAGCAGGGCUCCAGAUAAGAUGCGUAUUAGCGUAAAACGUAUAGAAAUAAUGCAAAUACGCAUGUCUAAUAAUUUCUAAGCGUAUAAAAACGUAUAUAAAAUUACAGAAACGCACACAAUGCUUUUUUAAAAACAAAAUCUGAAUCGUCUGGAUGCGUUAGGUAACAUAGCCGAUCAGCCUUAAUUCUCCCACAUUGAACGUAAACACGCAUCGUAUGAUUUCUAUAAACUUUGCGUGGGUUGAAUUUUGCAGUCAGUAAACGGAUAAAUUAUCGGGAGAAGAAGCUCUUACUGGUUUGUUUAGUUACUAUUGAUAUUAAAAAUGAUUUUAAUUCUUAUUUUUCGAGAAAUAAACAAAUCGGCGAAACAUUAAAUUGUAUUUUCUUGUAGUUUUUGAAAUCGAAAGUAGAUCGUCUAUGUUUGGCGAAAAGAAACAACUUUUUUAUGAAAAGAUUUAAAUAAGAGGUAAUUUAACCGUAAACUUCAAUGUCAGAUACUGCCAAUUGCUGCUAAAUGUCUUCGUAUCAUCACAAUUUGUAAAAUAUAUUGUUCAAACUGGAGAAAAGUGUAAUCGUAUCCGGAUAUAAUAUUUUGGGUAAAUAUCGAGCUGUGUUAUGAAAUUUUAAGAAAAAAACUAAAAACAAACUGAAACUGGUAGACUAUACUGUCAGUACAUCAAUCAUUAGCCGACUCAGGCCAUUCAGGCCUUUGAUUAUUUUAUUUCAUUUAAAGUUGAUUCGGAAAAAGAAUCAGAUCAUGACAACUUUAUUCCAUUUUAUUAUUUUUUAUUUCCACGAAAAUGUUUACAGGCUUGUGAAUAGGUUUCAAGACAAGAGAAUUGAACUGGUUAGAUUAAUAGCUAAAGAAAUUGGUCACAUCAGAGAAAAAAAGUAAUCCAUGUUGGAAGAAUGUUUUGUAAAGGUUUCGCGAAUUAUUUACUUCAGGAGUUCUCUUAUUCUAUGAGUCUUUUAGAAGUGACACAGGUUGUCUCUUUCUUUGACUGCUGUUAAAUACUUUCAUAUAUUGAUAUCUUUAUUUUGUUUUGUACUGUUUUGCAUGAUUGUUUGGGAAUAAAUUGUUGGAAGUCA
Molecule: messenger RNA, 8180 nt
Organism: Mercenaria mercenaria
Lineage: Eukaryota; Metazoa; Mollusca; Bivalvia; Venerida; Veneridae
Product: sequestosome-1-like
Exons: 8
Coding region: 149-1738 (529 amino acids)
Biological process (GO): aggrephagy; endosome organization; mitophagy
Cellular component (GO): aggresome; amphisome
Molecular function (GO): protein kinase C binding; zinc ion binding; K63-linked polyubiquitin modification-dependent protein binding
Source: RefSeq, a predicted model, not a curated record